Molecule: messenger RNA, 1965 nt
Organism: Penicillium crustosum
Lineage: Eukaryota; Fungi; Ascomycota; Eurotiomycetes; Eurotiales; Aspergillaceae
Product: Zn(II)2Cys6 transcription factor
Exons: 2
Coding region: 1-1965 (654 amino acids)
Biological process (GO): DNA-templated transcription; regulation of DNA-templated transcription
Cellular component (GO): nucleus
Molecular function (GO): DNA binding; zinc ion binding; DNA-binding transcription factor activity, RNA polymerase II-specific
Source: RefSeq, a predicted model, not a curated record
AUGCCGACUGCCGAUCCAACGAUGCUACCUUAUUUGUCGGUUUUCAAAUCGCCAAACCCUCGAGCGAAACAGGUCUGCCAGCAGUGCCGAGCUCGCAAGGUUGGCUGUGAUGGCAGACUCUCUACUUGUCGCAACUGUGAGCGCCUGGGCUUCCAAUGUUCGUUUACCCAGCCAGGUGAAUCGCUUCGAGUCGCUAGUGUGCGAUCCGGUCCAAGCACUGCCGAAAGACCCGAGCGGCUACGAGGGCGGAGUUCCUGUUCACAAUGUCGCAUGCGGAAGAUCCGCUGCUCCAACACACACCCAAGUUGUGCGAACUGUAUCAAAUAUGACAGGCCUUGUUCAUAUCCUGCAUCGACGGGGGCCCAGCGACGCAACAGAAAUUUCGGGGGACAUGGGGAACAUGUGGAACAUGUGGAACAUGGGGAAGAAGAUCUACGGAGUGCUCCACCGCUGGGAUCUCGAGACCCUGAUGCUGCAUUUUCGGAAAACGAUUCAAUGUCUGUUAGAUACGGCUUACUGCCACCCAAUCUAAACAAAGAAAACGCCCAGGAAGAUCCAUCACAUAGUGAAGCGACAGAACUGGUCCGAAACUUCUUCGAGUAUCUUUAUCCAGUUCCUUCUUAUGCAUUUUUGCAUCCUUCCACGACCUUAGCAAAAUGUAACGGAGGAACACUGGAGCGACCACUCAUUCUCGCCAUUUGUGCCUUGACCUCUUUGCACAGGCCCGUACACAAUAUGCACGUCGACCGGGAGAAAAGUGCCAUAUGGGUGUCGAACGCAGAAGAGACCAUUUGGAAAUGCCUGGAGAAUCCAUCAAUGCCUCGUUUGCAAGCCCUUUUGCUGACGAUCAGCUAUCGAAUGGCAACAGGGAGCUAUGAAAAGGCAUUCAUGUUGACUGCUAUAGCCGCCCGCGCGGCAUCUGCCAUGGGUCUUAAUCAUGAGCAAACACACUUGGAUCCGAUUUUGGAGGAGACCAGGCGCCGGACAGUAUGGUGCUUCAAGUUGCUUGAGUCAUAUUUUUCUAUCGGGCUGACGGAAUUUGAAGUCUGCCCCUUUGAGUGCAUUUACUUACACCCUCCGUCAUCGGAAGAGUUCUUUGGUUUGCUAUGUCCACCCGGCUCUGAAGAUUUUGCCAUCUACGCGUUGAGAGAUCAGAAUGAGCUGGGGUCACUAAAUAUGUGUAUUCGUUUGGCCUCUAUCCGCAGGGACAUUAUGAAAUUGACACGGGAGCUUGCUGUUUGCAGCGAGCCUUACUUACAUCUCAAAGACGUGACUGCGGGCCUCGAGGAGAUGCUCUGUGAACUCAAAGCCGAAAUGCCAAAUCAAGCAGGUCUCAAGACCACGGACCUGACGAAUUUGAUUGAAAGUCCGUGGCUACCCCGUCAUAUUAUGAUGGUUAGCUUAUGGCAUGGCUGCUACUUUGAUCUCUAUCGUAUUUUCCUCCCUGGGUACCCUGAAGCUCCGCCGUCCGUGGUUCUAAGUACUAUCGAUGCGCAGUUUAUACAGAUCGCCACCAGAACCUGUAUUGAACAUGCACUGUCGGUCAUCAAUUUGUUUUGCGACUUGAAUCAAAGCUGUACCAAGGCCCGGCUACUUGAAUUUGCUACGGGGGUAUGCGUUUAUCACGCUAUUCGAUUGAUUCUCUUUAUCGCUCAUUCAUCGACUGAGCCAGAUCUUCUUAGCCUUGAAUUCGCGGUAAGUCGAGCGGAGCUAUGCCUGGCAGCUAUCAAGCGAUUUUUCCACGGACUAGCCUUGGUACAACCAAUCCUCGAUGAUAUUGCGCAAUUGAUUGAAAUAUUUUCAUCAAGCAAUUCCGCCACAGAGACUCUAUCCGUAUUUCACAAAGUGAAUCACGGUCGAAAGUCCGACACACGGAUUCUAUCCGCCGCACGACCCCGGCAACAUUUAGCCGUCCAUAGCGUCUUACAACAGGCCAAGUUUCUCACGGAGGAGCCUCUCGCGUAA